UCAUGCUUCUUUCUUUGCACCCAAACAAAAAUUAUAAGAGAUACCUUUUCUGGUUUUUAAGCUCUUUCCUAUCCAAAAUACCACCUUCUUAUUAUUAGGCUCUAUAAUUGUAGAAAAUUUUGUGUCAUACUUUCUAGGUGAGGGUGUAGAAAAUCUUUGUGGUGUUUGUAAGGAUGAUGUAUGAACAGCAACAACAUGCGAGGAUAGAUGUGAGGAAGAGGAUGGAGAAGAAGGGUUCCAUAAAGGAAGAGAGAUUGGAAAUUGUGGAUUUGAGUGGCAUGUCCUUGGAGGCUGUCCCUAUUAGUCCUUCCCUUAACCUUGGGACUAUUUGCAAUUUGGACCUCUCUAAUAACAAUAUUCAGAGCAUACCGGAGUCCUUAAUAGCGAGAUUGCUAAAUAUGGUAGUUUUUGACGUGCACUCAAAUCAGCUUAAAUCGCUCCCAAAUUCAAUUGGCUGUCUUUCUAAGCUCAAGGUUUUGAACGUCUCCGGCAACCAUAUUGAAUUUCUACCGAAAACCAUUGAGAACUGCAGAUCCUUAGAAGAAGUGAAUGCCAACUUCAACCAGCUGAGCAAGCUCCCAGACACCAUUGGUUUUGAGCUUACCAACCUAAAGAAGCUCCAUGUUAACUCAAACAAGCUCGUAUUCCUCCCAAGCUCCACCUCUCACCUGACCGCCCUGCGUGUCUUAGACGCCCGGCUUAACUGCCUCCGGUUACUCCCUGAUGACCUUGAGAACCUCACGAACCUCCAAGUCCUCAAUGUUAGCCAAAACUUCCAGUACUUGGAAACCCUACCAUACUCCAUAGGUCUCCUCAUCAACCUGGUGGAACUGGAUGUGAGCUACAACAAGAUAAAAAGCCUACCAGACUCCAUGGGAUGCCUGAGAAAGCUCCAGAAACUGAGUGUGGAAGGGAACCCGCUGAGUUCGCCUCCCAUGGAGGUGAUGGAGCAGGGAUUGCAUGCGGUGAGGGAGUACCUAAGUGAGAAGAUGAACAAUGCCGAGCACAAGAGCACAGCACAAAAGAAGAAAUCAUGGGUUGGCAAGUUGUUCAGGUACGGCACCUUCAAUGGGAACAAUAAUAAUAAUAAUAGAAAACUACACGAGGACCGUCAAGGCUUCAGCAUACCUGAGUAUCGUUCCAUUGAUGGCCUCGCUUCGCCAAGGUAUAUGGGGAUGUUCUCGCCGCGUCGCCUCUUCUCACCUCGGACCUACUUCAGUAGAUGAACAUGCAGCAAAUGCACGCAGAGCUGUCUUUCAAUUUACAGCACGAAACCACUACCUUUAAUCAUCAUUGCUCAUGGCAUGGGGUACUUUGAAGUUUGAAGUAGGUCUUGUGAUAUACUGCUACAAAUUAAUUAAUAAAGAAUAGCAGGCUGUACACAUUUUAAUUAGAUGCAGUAUAUUAUGUUCUCCAAUUAAAUUUAAACACUUAAUUAUAUUGAUCAAUAAGAUCAGGGUAGUGAUGCAUUUUCCUAAAACAACCAAAUUUAAAGCAAAAGUAUUUGAAUUCAAUUAAAAGACUUAAUAUACUGCACCUAAAAAACUAUACCUAAGUUUUACUCUUAUAAGCAUGUAUGAAUGGUAUAAGUCCUUAAGAUGUCUCUUAGCUUAAGUAAGCAUAUGGAUCAGAUUCACUUGUGCCUUGGGUCUC
This is a messenger RNA of Quercus lobata, 1653 nucleotides long. RefSeq names its product plant intracellular Ras-group-related LRR protein 6-like. Gene Ontology annotation, molecular function: protein binding. The record is from RefSeq and is a predicted model, not a curated record. The transcript is spliced from 3 exons. Gene Ontology annotation, cellular component: cytoplasm. Lineage: Eukaryota; Viridiplantae; Streptophyta; Magnoliopsida; Fagales; Fagaceae. The coding region runs from base 174 to 1226 and encodes 350 amino acids.